This is a messenger RNA of Bombina bombina (fire-bellied toad), 3377 nucleotides long. RefSeq names its product X-ray repair cross complementing 6 (gene XRCC6). NCBI's taxonomy places the organism in Eukaryota, Metazoa, Chordata, Amphibia, Anura, Bombinatoridae. Gene Ontology annotation, biological process: cellular response to gamma radiation; double-strand break repair via nonhomologous end joining; cellular response to X-ray. Gene Ontology annotation, cellular component: nucleus; Ku70:Ku80 complex. Gene Ontology annotation, molecular function: damaged DNA binding; telomeric repeat DNA binding; double-stranded DNA binding. The record is from RefSeq and is a predicted model, not a curated record.
UCACGCACAUUAAUGACGUAUAGUGACGUCAACUAACACUUCCAGGAAGUGCGGAAAACAAAACAGCGUGGGAGCUAUUUACCGGUCUGUUAUAAGCCAUGUCUGAGUGGGGGUCUUAUUAUCAUAAUGAGGAUGGGGAAGAUGAGGGGGAUCAGGAAGAUGGAGAUGCUGAGGUUUCUGAAUCUCGUUUUGGAGGCCGCGAUAGUCUGAUCUUCCUGGUUGAUGCUUCCAAGCCCAUGUUCAGCUGCCUUAAUGAUGACGGAUUAACGCCAUUUGAUCUGACCUUGCAGUGUAUCCGCAGUGUCUAUACCAGUAAGAUCAUUAGCAGUGACCGGGAUCUCCUGUCCGUAGUGUUUUUUGGCACCAAGCAGCAGACGCACUCGGAGUCAUUCAAGCACGUCUAUGUACUACAUGAUUUGGAUACACCAGGGGCUAAGCGCAUCCUAGAAUUGGACAAAUACCGAGAGGAGAAGGGAAGGGCGUUGUUUCGUGACACAAUAGGUUCUGGUGCUGAGUUUUCUCUCGGGGAGGCUCUGUGGCUCUGCUCAAACCUCUUCAGCAACGUGAAAGUAAAGAUGAGUCACAAACGGAUCAUGUUGUUCACCAAUGAAGACAACCCUCAUUCCAAUGACGCUGCCAAGGCCAAGCAGGCAAGGGUUAAAGCCGAAGAUCUCAAAGAAAUGGGUAUCUUUCUGGACCUUAUGCACCUUGACAAAGAUGGUGGCUUUGACGUCUCACUGUUUUACCGUGACAUUGUCAAUAUUGCGGAAGACGAGGAUCUGGGGGUGCAGUUUAAGGCUUCGGACAAGUUGGAGGAUCUCUUGCGGAAGGUGCGGGCUAAAGAAGUCAAGAAAAGGGCUCUGGCCAGACUGUCCCUAACCCUAGGCGAUGGCGUCACCCUGACCGUGGGGGUAUUUAACCUGGUACAGAAAGCAGUGAAACCGCCUCCCGUGAAGCUUUACCGUGAGACCAACGAACCUGUGAAAACAAAGACUAGAACCUUCAACAAGGAGACAGGCAGCCUGCUGCUUCCCAGUGACACCAAGAAAUCCCAGACCUACGGAAACCGCGCCAUAGUUCUGGAGAAGGAGGAGACGGAGGAGCUGAAGAGGUUUGAUGACCCUGGCUUGGUGCUGGUUGGGUUUAAGCCUGUGAGCUUGCUGAAGAAGCACCAUUACAUCAAACCCUCCCAGUUUGUGUACCCGGAAGAAUCUCUCGUUAAUGGAAGCAGCACUCUAUUUCUGGCGUUACUCGCAAGAUGCCUGGCUCGGCAAGUGAUGGCCAUAUGCAGAUACAUCCCUCGCAGGAACACCCCCCCUCACUUUGUAGCGCUGGUCCCACAAGAGGAGCAGCUAGAUGACCAUAAUGUUCAGUGUGCGCCGCCAGGAUUUAAUCUUAUUUUUCUGCCAUUUGCUGACGACAUCCGGAAAAUUGAUUAUCCGGAAAAAAUACCUGCAAAUGAUGAGCAGGUGGAUAAGAUGAAGCAGAUUGUGCACAAGCUGAGAUUUAAAUACAGGAGUGACGGGUUUGAGAACCCUGUUCUUCAGCAACACUUUCGGAACCUUGAGGCGCUAGCGUUAGAUCUGUUGGAGCCUGAACCUAUUGAGGAUUUGACACAACCGAAGGUGGAGAUGAUGGAUCGCCGCGUGGGUUCUCUGGUGGAAGAGUUUAAGGAGCUGGUGUAUCCACCGGGCUAUAACCCUGAGAGUAAAGCAGUGAAACGCAAACAAGGUGGGUUUGUGUCUAAACCUGUGACGAGAAGAAGCAAACCGGAUGUUUCCAUUUCAGAAGACGAUUUAAGAAACAACGUGAAGAAUGGAACUCUAGGAAAACUGACGGUUCCAGUGCUAAAGGAGGCGUGUCGUACAUAUGGCCUGAAAGGUGCCAAGAAGCAGGAGCUGUUGGAUGCACUUAUCAGUUACUUUAAGAAGAAUUAGAUCAGCUUCUAUCUGGUGUCUUCCGAGAUCUAACAUAUUGAGAACUUGCCCCCCUAGUCUCAGUUUCUGUCUAUUCAUUUGCAAAUGUACUAGGGCAGAGUUUCUCAAUUCCAUCCCUCAGGGCACACUAUCAAGGCCAGAGUUUCAGGAUUAACAUAGGAGCAAAGUUUAAUAACCAGCUGCUCAGUAAGAAUGGUUAUUUCACCUGUUCCCCAGCUCAUGUAUCCUGAAAAUCUGGCCAGUGCGAAGUGAGUUCUUAUCCACGGUCCUCCAGUACCUCCAUCAGGGCAGGUUUUCAUUAUAGCUGAACCAGUGCACAGGUGAAAUAAUCAUCUUAUGCGUGAGAGCAGGUUAGUAACCAUGGUGUUACUGAUCAGCCGAUUACUUCAGCUAUAAUGAAAACCUGGCCUGUUGGGGGUACUUGAGUAACGCGGUUUAAAAAUACUCCUAGAGCACUGGUUUUCAAACUUGUCCUCAGGCGUCCCUAACAAGCCAGAUUUUCAGGAUUACUUGGGCGAGAGCAGGUAAAAUAAUGGUUUGCUUAUCAGCUGAUUAUUUCACCUGUGCUCUACUGCAGAUAUCCACAACAUCUGGCCUGUUAGGGAGGCCUGGGGGACAGGUUUGAAAACCAGUGAUCUAGAGUAGGAGGCAGUGUGCGGAGGCCUUCUCUGUACAAGCUGUAUCACUAGAUACACCACGGUUCUUUUGUGUUUGUUGUCGUCUGGAAGAUCUGUGGUUUUAAAGCUUCCCGGACAGGUAAAGUUUAUUUAACUGUUGCAGACUUCUGUAUGCUUUGUACCCAUCUCUACAGUGGCCAGCUGUGUUAUGGAGGGCGGAGCUCUGCCAGUGGUACUUAAAGGGAUAGUCACCAAGCACAUUUUUGACUAGAUUAACAGUCCUAAAUCUGUACUGCUAACUGGUUUAAUUAUAGUAAAAAUGUUGAGAUCUGAUUUUUUUUUUUUUUCUUUUACACUGUACGUAUGUCAAGCUGCCUAGUCCGGGAGUGUACGAUUCAGAGACUGAAUUGGGGUAGACUAAACUUUUGAGUGUGACAGAAACGGCUGUGAUCCACAACACAUCUUGUGUUUAAGAUAAUGUAUCAUUAAUACAAGUAACUGAGCUUGAAUAUCAGUGCUGCUCCUAUGGCAGCAAUUCUCAAUCCCUCAUUUUAGCUAAAGUUACUGUGUAAGGAUAGACGUAAAUGGAUUAGAAUAUUUUAUGAAGCACUUAAGGUAACUGUUAGAGGAUGCCUCGUCUUACUACUCUUUACUCAGAAGCUACCAAACGAUUCUGGGUAGUGUUACUAUAGUGUACCCCUCUAAUCUGUCAGGGAUGUGAGUGAGCUUUAUGCCUACAGCUGUUUACAUAACUGUGCCUUUUUCAGUACGAUGUUUAAUGUUAUAACAAGUUGUAUUACAAUAAAUAGACAUUUCAGAGUGA